AUGGUGGACCACCUUCCCAUCAAAGGCCGCGAGCUCUUCGCAAGACAACACGGUGUGGGCGACACCGAGCUAGAAUGGGUGGCCUCGGCUUUUGAUCGGAACGUCUUCUCAGCCAGUCAGGAUGACGAAGGUGAAGGUGGAUUUGCCUUUAUUCCCGAGCCAGCUAUCUACCCCAACUUUCCACCUGUCGUUGACGCUCUUCAAUUGCAGUACUUGAACCACGGAUGUCGUCCUAAUGUCGCCUUCUAUUUUGACGAUGUAACCCUGCAACUCGAAAUGUACGCCGUCCGAGACAUUGCGCCUGGCGAAGAAUUGUUCGAUUCUUUCCGACAAGCCACCCUUCAGCAUCAUUACGGGUUUAAAUGCGGAUGCUCACAAUGCAGCUUACCUCCUUGGGGCGCCCGCGUCUCAGAUGACCGAAUCUUAAAGAUAAAAGAAUUGACCGAAAAAUUGGCCAACUGGAAUAUGACGCAAGAUCCACCCACUACUGCAAUGGCUGAGCAUCUUGUCGCGCUCUACAAGAUGGAGCAUAUGUACGCGUCCAUGGAUCAGGCCUACACGUUUGCCGCGCUUACGCACAAUUCGUACGGAGAAGUUGACAAAGCAAGCAUGUAUGCCACCCUGGCAAUUUCUUACGGCAUGUACAUUCAUGGCCCCGAUUGGCCAAGCUACCAAGCUCAUGCUCUUUUGGAAAGCGAUCCACAAUCUCAUUGGUCUCACAAAUCUCGUCUUCCUGGUGGUCAAGCGUUCUAUGUGGCCAACGACAACAAGACAGCCAAAGCCUUGAUGCAAUCUACAAUUUUCACGGCCCUGAAGGAAGAGCUUUGA
Messenger RNA from Melampsora larici-populina 98AG31, 828 nucleotides. RefSeq lists its product as uncharacterized. The transcript has 5 exons. Gene Ontology annotation, molecular function: protein binding. NCBI's taxonomy places the organism in Eukaryota, Fungi, Basidiomycota, Pucciniomycetes, Pucciniales, Melampsoraceae. The record is from RefSeq and is a predicted model, not a curated record. Bases 1 to 828 code for a protein of 275 amino acids.